AUGGAAGCCCUCACAGCGCUUUCUGUUGCAAGCAGCGUGAUCCAAUUCGUCGAUUUCGGCAAGUCCCUGAAUGAUCUCGCCGCACAGCACAAUGAUUUGUCCCAUCAAUUGGCCCAAUCUACCCAGCUCAUCUUGGACAGCUUCUUGCACACGCGGGAAGAAUUGGCUGCUCAGCUAAGGCUGCAAGCGCAAACACUGCUCGAGAUCAAAAGCCGACGUGAGGAAGGCCAUAUAACGGAAUACCAGAAAAUUGAGGACGUGACCAAGGGCAAGCUAGAUGCGGUUGGCUCACUGGAAAUCCCGAGAGGACGCAGGAAUGACGACGAUUUCCUUCAAUCGCAUUCAUCGAUGGAAUGGCAGAUCAAGGAGCAAGUCCGGCUCCUGAUGAUUGAAGAUGGAGUGCUUGGCAGCCUAUCGUUCACAUCAAUCUCUGAUCGACGGGAGAGCCUGGACUUUCCAUAUAACGACACAUUCCAGUGGAUCUAUGAAGAUCAAGAAUCUUCGGAUAGACCCUGGAGUAGCUUUGUAGAAUGGCUUCGGAGUGGAACAGGAAUCUACUGGAUCAACGGGAAGCUUGGAUCUGGAAAGUCAACUCUAAUGCGGUACAUCUGCGAGAAUGCCCGAACGAAAACAGAGCUCGGCUCCUGGGCUGGGAUCACACCACUCGAACUUGCCCAGUUUUACUUUUGGAGAAGUGGUGAUGAGGAUCAGAAGACACUCCAUGGUCUUCUAAAAUCUCUCUUGUUCGAGAUCUUACAGCGCCACAGACAACUACUGCCCAAGAUCCUCCCCGAUCUAUGGCGUGUCUGGUCUGCUCGUGCGACAGAACUUCUUUCCAACCCACCAACAUCGAACUACAUUCUGUCUUACUCCAUGACCCCUCCUCCAAGCUUACAAAACUUAUUGCGAUCAUUUUGGGUUCUUCUAAGAGAAUUGCAGCAAACUCACAAGAUUGUGCUGUUCAUCGACGGUCUUGACGAGUUCGAAUCGGACGGUGACUACUCCGAGAUCAUACACAUUUUGCAACAGUGUGUAGCUUCUCCAAAUAUCAAGAUAUGUACUUCAAGUAGACCAUUGGCGGUCCUGGAGCAGAGCUUUGUUGAUUCGCCUUCGAUGCGGCUACAGGAUCUCACGCGUGGCGACAUUCUAUUCUAUGUGGACUCAAAGCUUCGCAGCCACAAGUACAUGGUGGAGUUGUCUCAAAGACACGAGGCAGAAGUCUCCAAGUUAAUUCGCGAGGUUGUUCGCAAGGCAAGAGGGGUUUUCCUCUGGGUCAAGCUCGUUGUCAAGUCGCUACUGCGUGGGUUGGGCGAUUACAACCGAAUCUCGGACCUCAAACGAAGAAUCGAUUAUCUGCCCGAAGAUCUUGAGGACUUGUAUGCAUACAUGUUGCAGACCGUCGAUCCGUUCUACCACGACCAAACUUCGCGGCUGUUCCAAAUCGUGAGAGCGGCACAACGAUGCUCUAUAGGUCGGGUCACCCUAUUGAAUUUAUCAUGGGCAGAGGAGGAAGACGAGACACUGGCAGAAACACUCGGCAUAAAGCCCUACACAAUUGAUGAGAUUGAGAGCAGAUGUCGAGAGAUGGACGCUCGCCUUAAAAGCGUUUGCGCAGGCUUUCUAGAGUCAACCGAUUCAAGAUAUUCCGGCAUUGCGCCGGACAGUCGUGUCUCAUUUCUGCACCGCACCGUUGCCGAUUGGAUGUCAAAGCAGACGGUAUGGGAUGACUUGGCCAGUCGCACCUCGGGAUCUGGCUUCAGUCCGAAUUUAGCAAUGCUGAGGUCGCGCAUCAUGUGUCUCAAGAGCUUGGAGGUAUCCUCCAGGACUCCACUCGACAUGAGUAUUAUCACUGAUGCUCUUCAAUAUGCCAGACACGCCGAAUCAGACCUGAAGAGGGCCUUUCCGGGAUUGCUGGAUCAGUUAGACAUCACUGCGUCCAAACACUGGAGGGAUUGCGGUGGUACUUCAACUAUUGGCCAUGUGAAUCACACCAUACCCGAAGAUCGAGUACUCAAUUCGAUGUCUAGCUACCAGGAGAUCAGUUUGUGUGAAACACCAUCGCUUGGAGUCGGCGCACGACAUCAUUGGACUUGGGCCAUCGCUAUACCAGGGGUGAAACCAGCGGGGACAGGAAGCAACUUUGUGGAAGUCGCGAGAAACAUGGGCGUCACGCGUUACGCUGACAUGAAAUUCGAAAGCGGUUUUGUUGUGGACCAAGAUGUCAACCACCACUUGCUCAGAGAAGCCAUUCGAGGCUCCUGUAGCACAACUGGACCUUGGAACCGGAGCGACCGAGACAGGCUGCCUGACUGCGAGACGGUCCGUCAUAUUCUCCGGGGUGGCACUGACCCAAAUUUCUCGUACCACGACGUGUCCAGCCCCUGGGAAGAUACGAUAGUGAAUGCAGCGUGCCACUUCCUCUCAAAUCCAGACCCCAAGAACGAGGUCGAGUGGAGGCGGACUGCGGAGGCCUGGGUGACGGUAAUCGAAUUACUCGUCGAUAAUGGAGCAGAUCUGAGUCUGUUGACCGAACGACAGUACAGACUACCAGGUCGUCCGAAACUUUCUGUCCAGAUUGUCAUAACCUAUUUCCCGGAAUUUCUUGAGGAAAGAGCAUCGAGAUUGAUUAGGACGCUUGACGCAAAAAAGAAAAGAUAA
Messenger RNA from Diaporthe citri, 2658 nucleotides. RefSeq lists its product as uncharacterized. The transcript has 2 exons. Gene Ontology annotation, biological process: proteolysis. The record is from RefSeq and is a predicted model, not a curated record. Bases 1 to 2658 code for a protein of 885 amino acids. Gene Ontology annotation, molecular function: aspartic-type endopeptidase activity. Lineage: Eukaryota; Fungi; Ascomycota; Sordariomycetes; Diaporthales; Diaporthaceae.